Ustilago hordei is the source of this 2895-nucleotide messenger RNA. RefSeq lists its product as uncharacterized. Gene Ontology annotation, cellular component: membrane. Gene Ontology annotation, molecular function: calcium ion binding; calcium channel activity. The record is from RefSeq and is a predicted model, not a curated record. NCBI's taxonomy places the organism in Eukaryota, Fungi, Basidiomycota, Ustilaginomycetes, Ustilaginales, Ustilaginaceae. The transcript has a single exon. The coding region runs from base 1 to 2895 and encodes 964 amino acids. Gene Ontology annotation, biological process: intracellular calcium ion homeostasis; calcium ion transmembrane transport.
AUGGCGCCUACUCCACCGCCCCUGCGCUCUCAGGUGUCGCUGCCUGACAGUCUCCCUGGUGGGCUCGCAUCGCCACCCUACGAGCGACAGAAUGCACAAGAGGCUCUCCCACCCGUCUAUGCCAGCCAGUCCAACCUCGCUGCUCAGGAUUCUCACGACGGACAUCACCUUCUCCGUGAUGUUGCCCUAGCUGCUAUCGCAUCCGGCGACACCAACAUGUCGCGACAGCACAGCACAGAUCAUGCUUACCCGCCCGAGUCAAGAUCACGUCAAUCAGGACUCCACGACCACAGCAUCCUUGCAGACUCCUCGAACAACAGCUCUCGACCUGGCAUCGCUGGUCCACGUGUUGCCAUCACAGAUCCUCUCGCCGACUUUCGUGAUCGCAAUCUCCCCAAGCCUUCCGGUCUUGGUCCCAAGUCCGACUAUCCACCUCACGAGACCAAUCGCACACCAGGCACGUUCAACUACGACAGAAACGUUCCCUACAGACCACCCCUCCUUCGUCAAGACAGCGAGGUCUCAUCUACCGACGGCGGUGACCGCGACUAUGGUGAAUUCAAUUGGUCCGAUGAGGAGGACCUCGAUGAAGCCGCGCGCUUCGAGAACGAGCAGGCAAAGCAAGUUCGCAUGGGUCGUUUGAGUCUUUGGAAGAUCCUCAACUUUCUCGCUACAACUUUCCUCGGCAAUCUCAUCAUAUCUUGCUGCAUGCUCAUACCCGUCAUUGUCAUCCAGUACGUCUAUCGCAAACGCGGUCCUGACGAGGGCCACCGUGACUUCGUUGCAGACAACGUCCAAGCUUGGUUCAUCUGGGCUGCUUUCAACCUUCAUGUCGAAUGGUGGAUCCAUAUCCUUGUAGAGCUCUUUCCUAAAGCUGUACUCGGUCUCAUCCAGCUCGUUUGGGGUCGUCCCAGUCAACGAGUCCUUUCACUCGCAGAGUACUUCAACGCCAUCAAGCCCUACGUCAAGCUCGUCUGUUACGCUGCACUCGGUUGGGGUUCCUGGGCCAUCAUCUUCAACUCCAUCUAUGGCCUCUACAGCCAAUCCGACCCACGCAACAGCCGUGCUCGAUACCUGUACCGCAUCUACCAGGUCAUCCAGUUCAUCUUCUUCUUCACCCUUACCAUCUGUGUCGAAAAGGUCAUCAUCAAGCACAUUGCCAUGUCCUUCCAUCGCAGCGCCUAUGCCGACCGUAUCGCAAAAGUCACCAAGUCGCUCAAGGUCUUUGACUGGCUCCGCGACCACAAGCCGAAGCUCAAGGGUCGAGACAACACUUCCGCUUUCGGUUUCCCUCGUUCAGCUCGGGGCUCUCCGAGCGCAAGCGGUGCUGCCACCCCUGUCCAUCCGACCGAUUUUGCCCUUGAAGAUGACGAGAAAGACUCGCGCGUCAACACGCCACCAAGCAAGAGCUCAUGGCUCAAAAAACACAGCAAGAAGCGUCCCUCCGAUCAGGCUGCUUGUGCAGGCACCAACGACCGUGCCAUCGAUCUUGCUACCGGCAAGCCUGCAGAAGGUCAAGCUCCUGCUCGAGGCAAUGGCAAGUCCAACAUCAUCGCACGGGUUGCAGCUCGUGGAGGGCGCAGGGUUCGAGUCACUGCCGCUCAGGCUAGCACCUUGGCUCGUGUCGCCAUGAACGACCCUUUCGGCCUGCUUCGCAACGAAGCCCUCGGUAUCGGUACUGACGUCAACUCACCCGCUGAAGCCAAGCGACUUGCACGAUCCAUCUUUGUUGCCUUCCGAGGUUCGCACAAGCGCAGCUACCUUAUCCCUUCUGAUUUCGAGCCCGCCUAUACCAACGCCGAGGACGCCAAAGACGCUUUCAGUGUCUUUGACCGUGACGGCAACGGUGACAUCUCACAGUCCGAGAUCAAGAACACCGUCAUGCAGGUGUACAAAGAGCGUCGCUUCCUCAGUAGAUCCAUGCAGGAUGUCAAUCACGCUGUCGGUCAGCUCGAUGCUAUCUUCAUUGUCGUCUGCCUCGUUAUCAUCAUGUUUGAAGCUCUUGCCAUCUUCAAUGUCGACAUUGGCAAGACGCUCACCACUUUCUACUCGCUCGCCAUCGCCUUCGCCUUCGUCUUCAAGGAGUCUGCUGCUAACGUCUUCGACUCGAUCAUCUUCAUCUUUGUCACCCACCCUUUCGACACUGGUGAUCGAAUUCAGAUCGGUGAAGCUGUGCUUGUCGUCAAGCACAUGUCCUUGCUCUCGUGUCUCUUCACCGACUCGCUCAACCAGGAUGUCUACAUCAGCAACGUCAUCCUGUCUGCUACGAGCAUCGUCAACAUGCGACGAUCAGGCUACCAAUGGGAGGCCAUUACAGCGCAGUUUGACUUCAACACACCACUCGAGAAGCUUGAUGCUGUUGAGGCGGAUAUGAUCCACUGGCUUCAGACCGAACCUGAGCGUCUCUUUGUGCCGAGUACUGCCAUUGUUCCGCAAAAGAUCGAGUACAUGCGUUCGCUCGAAUGCACCAUCGGUAUGACACACGCAGACACCUGGCAGGACUGGGGCCGUCGCUUCUACCGCAAGAACGCCUUCUUUGCCGCCUUCUCGUUCUAUUGCAAGAAGCACGGUGUUCGUUACGCUAACCCCGUUCAGCCCAUCGUUUACUGGACAGAAGAUGCAGCACAGCUUCCUCCCAGCUACGAUACCAACACGAAGGGAGCAGCAGACGAGGAGGACAACGGAUACGUUUUGGAUGACUUUACCCCAUCUCCAUACUCAAGCCCACAGAUUCGCGCUGCGGGUGGGGCAGUCGCCUUGCCACCUAAGAAGUACAAGUCAUACAUGAACUUCACACCCCCUCCCGACGAGCUUGAGGGAGACGCGGCCAAUGUGCGUGCUCGAAAGGCCAAGCGCGAGGCCAAGAAGUUUGCCAACCAGGGUGGCGAUGGCUAA